CUCAUUUCUUUCUUACUGCUGGCUGUGCUGAAGUAGUGCCUGCCUGGGUCUGGAAACUUAUGUCCUCCAUCAUAUUAAUGGGAUAAUAAUGUGAUUGAUUGGUCAUCCCCCGGGGGAAAUGGUCUUUUCUGCUUCCUGAGAGUGCACGACUCAUCAGAGAACUUACAGCUGACUUGAAGUGGAUUCGUGCCCAAGAGCCCCUCAGCAGGGUGAAUACUCGGGCACAUCAGGCGGCUUCCAGCCCGGGUUGGACCGCUCGGAAGAUUGUUUGCGUGCCGCUGCUCUGUUGCCAUCGGCUUUAUCGGUGGGGACUAAAGAGGAGGAGGAGGAAGGGGAGAGCAGAGGAAGAGGGGGAUUUGGGUGCUUCAGGACGGCUGAGUCUCGUUGCGAUGCAUGGAGGCUGCUUGGAAAUGCUCCCCGGGUCUCCGGAGCGCAUGAGGCGGUUCCAGCCGAGCGACGGUCCGCAGCAGCACCGUGGGCUUCCUGCGGCUCAACUGCAGCUCUGCCAGGCUGUCACGCUGUAGGUUCGGCUACAGGAGGAGCACGGCUCAGUUCGGAAACCACGGAGCGGAGGUAUUUUCGCCGACAGCGCUGAAAUCAAGGAGCCUGAAGGCUGCAUCGCAUCCCUGCGUCGCAGUGGUGGUGGAUACUGUGUGAGCGUGUCGGGCGGCAUCUAUGCAAUUUAUUUUCGACUUUUCAUUUUAUUAUGAGCACAGAGGAGGGAGAGGCGGGUCCCGCGUGUGGGGAGGCGAGUGGAGGUGCCACCAUACCUCACCGCCACACCUGGGAGGAAAGCGAACCUCACGGCUCCCAAGGACGUCCGCACCCCGACGAUGAGGACGAAGCCCGGGGAGGAGAGGAGGGAGAGGGGGCAGAGGGCUGCCGGGAGGGAAGGAGCUGCAGGGACGCGUGUGGGGGUGACACAGAGAAAUUCACUGUGGAGAACAACGAGGGGAAUUUUUCCAGUGAGGACGGGGCUGUCGGGGGGAGAUCUUGCAAGGCUCAGACAAUGCAUUCAAACUGCAGCAGCGAAACCUGCAUCCCCACUCCCAGCUGCAGGAUCUGCUUCCAAGGCGCAGAGCAGGGGGACUUGUUGAACCCGUGCAGGUGUGAUGGCUCGGUGCGGUAUACCCACCAGCAGUGCCUGCUGAAGUGGAUCAGCGAGCGGGGCUGCUGGACCUGCGAGCUGUGCUGCUACCGUUUCCAGGUGAUCGCCAUCAAUCUGAAGAGACCAUGGCAGUGGCAGUCCAUCACCAUUACCCUGGUGGAGAAGGUGCAGAUCAUUGCGGUGUUCCUGGGCUCUCUCUUCCUUGUAGCCAGCAUCUCCUGGCUGCUCUGGUCGGCGCUCAGCCCUCAGGCCAUCUGGCAGCGUCGUGACGUCCUCUUCCAGAUCUGCUAUGGCAUGUAUGGCUUCAUGGACCUGGUCUGUGUAGGCUUGAUCAUCCACGAGGGGGCAGCAGUGUACAACGUGUUUAUGCGCUGGCGAGCAGUCAACCUUCACUGGGAUGUUCAGAGCUAUGACAAGGCCAAGGACAUGGAGGAGACGAGCACUGGUCACUCUUCGUUGGCCCCCAGGACACUUUGGUUGCCUUUGGCCACCUUUGGGCCCAGCGGCCCCUUACACCCGACCCAGCUGGGAUCACAUCCAUGGACUUGCCUGUGUUUGGCACCCUUUUGCCACAGAAUGGUACCCCGAAACAACCUCAGCCAGGACAGUGACUCGGGAGAGGUUGUCAUUCGUGUAACAUCGGUAUAAACUCCAAGCAGUAUUUGUACAGAGACAAGGCAUCUGAUGGGUUACAUCUGGGAGUUACAGUCUGAGCUGUGCUGCAAAGUUGUUUUUUUGCAGAUUUUUUCCGUGACUUAAUACUUUUAAUUAUUUGAACUGUUUGUGCUGUCUGGGGCUGGUCCUCAAACCAAUCUAAUACCUUCAGUAACUCACAUUUUUGUGUUGGUGCCUUUGUUUUUACUCUGAGAUAUAACACUGUUUAUUUUGUGACAGAGACAUGAGCCACCCUCAUAUAAAUCUUUUUUUUUUUUUUUUUUUGUAGUUUUCCUUUUAAACCAUUGUGCGGCACUCAUGUCAUGUGGAAUUGAAGGAAGUGAUGGGAUUAUCCAGAUUACAACUCUAAGGCACAACAUCAGAGAUGGUUUAGGAUCACAGGGUUGCCUGUUCAAGGUUGAGGAAUACUGUAUACAGCCAAUAUCCCCUCUCUCUCUCUCUCUCUCUCUCUCUCUCUCUCUCGCUCUCACUCAUAUAUCUCUGCUCUAAUAUGGCAUAUAGACAGUAUGGUGUCAUAGUCUCAAGCCACCCUUAAUUUCUUUAGGUUUUGUUAGGAAAAUGUGAAAAAAGUAUAGCGAUUUAUUAAAAUAAGUGCAAACAUAGAUGGAAAUACAGGAAAUAAGGCAAAAAAAAACAUAUUUUCUACAAUUCUAACAAGCUUGAAAGUCAAUAAUUGGUUUGACAUUUCUUUUUCAACACAGCCGGAACUUUCUUAGACAAGCUUACUUACUUCUUGUAAUUUCUUUAAGUAGCAUUCAGAGACUUCUGGAAAAGCCAUUCAAAGUUCUUCUUUGGAUGUUGGCUGUUUUUUUGUUCCAUUUACUCUGAUGAGUCAACAUUGCUUCAAUAAUGAUAAAGUCAAGGCUCUGGGGAGGCCAGUCCAUGACUGAUAGUGUUGGCAGUGUGUCUGAAAAUUAUCAGAAGCUUUGCGGAUAGCAUUCAUGGUAAAUUAAAAUCUGAUGGUAGACUUCUACAUUCAAAAUUUAAUACAUUUAGAAAACAUCCCCAAGAACACUGGCUGAAAUGCAGCCCCAAAUAAUGACAGAGCCUCCACCAUGAUUUCCAGAUGGCUAUAGACGCCCUUGUAAAUACUGAAUGAUUUGAAACAAACAUUUUACAUUUAAAACUCAAUAAGAACUGGUGCCACUGAUUUUCAGUCCAGUUCUUGUGCAAUUUUCAUUCCUCAGCCGUUUCUCCCUGUAUUUGGCUUUCAGAUACUGUUCGUCUGCUGUAUAUAGAUUUUUUUCUGCAACUUAUUCUUUUGUCCUCCAUUUUUCUCAGUUUUGCUGAGAUAAAAUUUGAAAAAUUUGCUGAGAUAGACCAAAUUAUCAACUAAUAGCUCUUUGGGAAUCACCUCAUUAGUGCAAAAUGUACUAUUACUAUAAUAGUAUCUGUACUAAUACUAUUUUUUUCUGUGGUGUCUAUGUCAUUAUUUAUCAACAAAUCAACAACAAAUGAUGUGUUUUUGGGAGAAGUUCCUAGUUGCAAAGUGUCUAAAGAUACAAUUUAAAAUUGUAUCUUAGAUGCCUUUUUAAUGCUCUAAUCAUUCAUAGGUCAGUGUAAAAUGGCUCAACAACAACAACAACAACAUUCCUCUGAAAAUUUUCUGGUACAAGAACUGGAGUGAAAAUGGUGAAUAAGCAGUCAAUGUUCAAAGAAAAACUUUGAAAGACCUUACAAAGACCCUGCAAGUAUAAGGAAGUCUGGUUCUUUGGCAGCAAAAUAUGAAGAAAAAUAUGAAGAAGAUGAGAUGAUGACCCAGAUUAAACUGGGAGAGUAAUUUUCUUAGUUGGCUUACAGUUUGUAAUUGGUACAAAAUUAACACUAAAACCUGAGGAUGCAGUAGUCAUUAAACAUCCAGAGGGAUGGAAGGGGAAAAGAGAUGAUUCUAUUUCUAGUGUGGAAAUGUUUGUCAGUCUUACAUGUAUACUGCCAGGCUUUCAUAAGACUGAAGACAAAGUGAAUUUUAUGAACUUCUUUCAAGAAGCAAGUCUUCCAAUAUGGGAGCCAUAUAGGCAUCAACCUUUCUUUAUUUCUUCUUCUUCUUCUUCUUCUUCUUGGGUCGGCUAUUUUUGGACACACUGUCAGCUGCUGAAAAUCAGUGUUACAAUGUACUGUUAUUACGAAAACAUGCUACUAUUGGCACAUAAACUGAAUUAAAAUUAGCAUUCAUGCAUGCUAAUGUUCAGUGUAUCAAGAAGCAUUUAAAAGUGCUGUGUUGUUAAUGCAUCAUUGCAGGACUGCUAACACAAAGGUGUUCUAGGUUCAGAGCUGUAGUUGGGAAGUUUGUAUAGCUUUUAAUUUCAAGCAGGGUCUUUGAGCUUUGUAACUGUACAACCAGAUGUCCUGCUUUAUGUUUUAUGCCGAUAAAAGGAUUUGACAGACAGGGAUGCAGGAGUUAUGACACAUUUCAUAUGAGCACAAAAACCUGAUGUCAAAAUGAUAUUGAAGUGUUUAUUUAAAAAAAUGAUCCAGCUAAUAUUUAAUGCUGGUCAAGGAUGUGAUUCUUGCUUUGGGAAUAAGAGGUCCAAAUCCUGGAUGAGCCCCCAUUAUGUUACACUCAGUCCUAGAAGAAUCAUGGGUGUAGCAUAAAAAGUGAAAAGAAGCAUUUUUCCCCAGUCUAAAGGACUGAAGAGUGCCACGGCAGAAUUGCACUCCAGAAAGAAGAUAUUUAUUUAUCUAUUAAUGUAGACAAUAUCAGGGUGUGCACGAGGCCAAAGAAAAAGAAAAAUGCUUCCCACACCUAUGCUUCCUGGAGGGAAUGUCUAAGAUAAUUUUUAGACAUAAAUAACUAGAUCUCUAUCCACUCUAGAAAUGGUUUUCUAUGCUUAUCAAUUCUUAGGAGGAAGGAGGAGAGAGGCCAGCCUAAUAGGUCUCUAAUUUAAAGGAGCCGCCAUCAGUCUCCCAUCCAAUCACCAGGUGCCACAUAGAACUCAACAUAAUGGGUAAGCAGAAAUGGUUGGACCCAGGGAUGAAGGGGCAGACACCCAAUGUACAUAAACACAAUUUAAAUUAUGACAUGGGGCCAUAACGUGAUUUCCCCCCUCUGCUCCCCCUUUUUUAAGUUCAUUGUCAUUCAUAACAUUUCCAGUGCUGGUAUAAGCUGGCAAAGUGACAUCUGUUCAGCAUGGCAGUGUUUGCCUCAAAGGACUGAUCCUCAGAUGGUUUGUGCCAGUAUAAAUAUAGCUAUUGGAAAUUGUGUUUUUCCCUGUCUGUAAACCAUUCUUUUGAGCUUCCAUGAGCCCUGUGAUGUUUGGGCCAUGGGCUAAUCUGUUCUUGACCUACGAGUCAUUUAAUUUUUUUGGUGCCUUAGGAGGCUGGGUGUCGACGUUGCAAUGCGCAUCACAGAAAUGACUUGAAUGUGACUUUUGCUGUUGGUUGUAUUUCUAUUUGUUUUGACUGUAACAUGGAUGUAAUGUAUA
Messenger RNA from Oreochromis niloticus (Nile tilapia), 5205 nucleotides. RefSeq names its product membrane-associated ring finger (C3HC4) 11 (gene marchf11). The coding region runs from base 707 to 1756 and encodes 349 amino acids. Gene Ontology annotation, biological process: protein ubiquitination. Gene Ontology annotation, molecular function: ubiquitin-protein transferase activity; zinc ion binding. NCBI's taxonomy places the organism in Eukaryota, Metazoa, Chordata, Actinopteri, Cichliformes, Cichlidae. The transcript is spliced from 4 exons. The record is from RefSeq and is a predicted model, not a curated record.